Messenger RNA from Anopheles nili, 2589 nucleotides. It is a transcript of the gene fand, whose product is annotated as pre-mRNA-splicing factor syf1 homolog. Lineage: Eukaryota; Metazoa; Arthropoda; Insecta; Diptera; Culicidae. Gene Ontology annotation, molecular function: protein binding. Gene Ontology annotation, biological process: mRNA splicing, via spliceosome; generation of catalytic spliceosome for first transesterification step. The record is from RefSeq and is a predicted model, not a curated record. The transcript has 2 exons. Bases 1 to 2589 code for a protein of 862 amino acids. Gene Ontology annotation, cellular component: post-mRNA release spliceosomal complex; Prp19 complex; U2-type catalytic step 2 spliceosome.
AUGCCGAUUGCAUCGGAAGAGAAUCUUGCGGAUGUCUUUUUCAAUGAUGAGGACCUGCCGUACGAAGAGGAGAUCCUUCGCAAUGCAUACUCCGUUAAACACUGGAUGCGCUAUGUGGAACACAAGCGCAAUGCCCCUCGAUUCGUUAUCAACACCGUGUUCGAGCGAGCGCUAAAGGAGCUUCCUGGUUCGUACAAACUUUGGUACAACUACCUCAAAACGCUACGUAAGCAGGUGAAGGGAAAAUGCAUCACCGACAGUGAGUAUGAAGAGGUUAACAACGCGUUCGAACGGGCACUCGUCUUUAUGCACAAGAUGCCCCGCAUUUGGAUGGAUUAUUGCUCGUUUAUGACAUCCCAGUGUAAGAUCACGCGCACACGCCAAGUCUUCGAUCGUGCAUUACGUGCACUUCCCAUCACGCAGCACCACCGCAUAUGGCCGCUCUAUCUCGAAUUUUUGAAACGUUUCGACAUUCCCGAAACAGCGGUGCGCGUGUGGCGUCGCUAUCUUAAGCUAUGUCCGGAAGACGCCGAAGAGUACGUCGAGUUCCUGCAAUCGAUCGGGCACUUAGACGAAGCAGCCCAGCAGCUUGCCAGCAUAGUUGACAAUGAAAAUUUUGUCUCCAAACACGGCAAAUCGAAUCACCAAUUGUGGAACGAGCUAUGUGAGCUCAUUUCCAAGAACCCAGACAAGGUGCACUCGCUCAACGUGGACGGCAUUAUUCGUGGCGGACUGCGGCGUUACACAGACCAGCUGGGCCACCUUUGGAAUUCACUCGCAGGAUACUACGUGCGCAGCGGAUUGUUCGAUCGGGCACGCGAUAUUUACGAAGAAGCUAUUCAAACGGUAACGACGGUACGCGAUUUUAGCCAGGUGUUUGAUGCGUACGCGCAGUUCGAGGAGCUUAGUCUCAGCAAAGUGAUGGAGGCCCUCGAGCGCAACCCCAAUCCAACCGAAGAUGACGAAGUGGACGUUGAGCUGCGCAUGGCUCGAUUCGAGUAUCUCAUGGAGCGCCGCUUGCUGUUACUGAACAGUGUUCUUCUACGACAAAAUCCACACAAUGUUGCGGAAUGGCACAAACGUGUGGAGCUGUACGAAGGGAAGCCUCACGAGAUCAUAAACACCUAUACGGAGGCGGUUCACACAGUUCAACCAAAGCUGGCCGUAGGCAAACUUUACACGCUCUGGGUUGCUUUUGCAAAGUUUUACGAAGCGAAUAAACAGCUUGCGGAUGCCCGGAUCGUUUUUGAAAAAGCGGUCCAAGUGGAUUAUCUUAAAGUGGACGAACUUGCCAGCGUAUGGUGCGAGUGGUCCGAAAUGGAGAUCCGUCAAGAGCAGUUUGAAGAGGCGCUACGGAUCAUGCAGAGAGCGACCGCCAUGCCGAAGCGUAAGGUGGCCUACCACGACGACACGGAAACGGUGCAGAUGCGUGUGUACAAGUCGCUCAAGCUGUGGUCCAUGUAUGCGGAUUUGGAAGAGAGCUUUGGUACGUUCAAGACGUGCAAGCAAGUGUACGAUCGUAUCAUCGAUCUGAAGAUUUGCACGCCGCAAAUCAUCAUCAACUUUGGUAUGUUCCUGGAGGAGCACAAUUACUUCGAGGAAGCUUUCAAAGCCUACGAAAAGGGCAUUGCCCUGUUUAAAUGGCCGAAUGUGUACGACAUUUGGAACACCUACUUGACGAAGUUUUUACACCGCUACGGUGGUCAGAAGCUGGAGCGUGCUCGCGAUCUUUUCGAGCAAUGCCUGGAUGGUUGUCCACCGGAGCUAGCCAAGAAUCUGUACCUUUUGUAUGCAAAGCUCGAAGAACAACACGGCUUGGCGAGACAUGCGAUGGCUGUGUACGAGCGCGCUACGACGGCCGUUAAGGAAGAAGAAAUGUACGCGAUGUUUAACCUUUACGUGAAGAAGGCAGCCGAUAUUUACGGUAUUCCCCGGACGCGUCAAAUCUACGAAAAGGCAAUCGAGGUUCUGCCGGAAGCCGAUUCACGCAAAAUGUGUGUUCUCUUUGCCGAAAUGGAAACUAAGCUGGGCGAAAUCGACCGCGCACGCGCAAUCUACGCCCACUGCAGCCAAAUGUGUGAUCCUCGUGUAACGGCCGAUUUCUGGCAAACGUGGAAAGAGUUCGAGAUCCGGCACGGCAACGAGGACACGAUGAGAGAAAUGCUGCGUAUCAAGCGCUCGAUACAGGCGACCUAUAACACUCAAAUUAACAUGAUGUCGGCGGCACUGAUCAAUGCUGCCGUAACGACAGGCGAACCGCCCAAGGAUGCCAUGCGAGCCUUAGAAGUAAAGGCAGCUGAAACGACGGCACGAGCAAUCGCGGCUGUUGGUGCGAGCGGCGGCAACAUAAUGUUCGUGAGAGGCGAAACGCAGGGUGGAACCGCGAAGGAUGAUCGCGUGGUAAAUCCCGACGAAAUCGAUAUAGAUGACGAAGACGAGGAGGAAGAAGAUGAUGCUAUCGAAGGGAAUGAUGGCGAUGAAGAUAUCACCAAAAAGGUACCAAUCGAGCGGCAGAACAUUCCAGCAAAGGUGUUUGGCAACCUCCGCCGACCAUCAGAGGAGCAAGAUGACAAUGGGAUGAACGAAUGA